Penicillium longicatenatum is the source of this 570-nucleotide messenger RNA. Its product is annotated as GNAT family N-acetyltransferase. The record is from RefSeq and is a predicted model, not a curated record. Bases 1 to 570 code for a protein of 189 amino acids. Gene Ontology annotation, molecular function: acyltransferase activity, transferring groups other than amino-acyl groups. The transcript has a single exon. Lineage: Eukaryota; Fungi; Ascomycota; Eurotiomycetes; Eurotiales; Aspergillaceae.
AUGUCAGAAUCCACAUCAUUGUGCUCUGAGCACAAAUUUCCUGAGCCCAUCAUACGCCUGGAUGGGAUCAUCAUCCGGUCGCACAGCGAAAAGGAUGCGGAAUCCAUGGCCAAGUACGCCAACAACUCCAAGAUCGCCAUGUGGAUGAGAAAUACCUUCCCACACCCGUAUACCAUUGAAUCUUCUCAGAGCUGGAUUAGUAGUCAAACCCCCACUUCGACUGACUACGUGAUUUGCCGGGCCGAAGACAACGUAGUGAUUGGCUCCAUCGGACUCAAACCGCGGACCGAUGUCGAAUACCGGACUAUGGAGAUUGGAUACUGGCUAGGGGAAGAGUUUUGGGGUCAGGGAAUCGUGACUGGGGUUGUAGCCGCAUUUACCAAGUGGACAUUCGAAACCUUUGAUCACAUCUUGAGAAUUCAGGCGGAAGUUUUUGAGGGAAAUGAACCGAGUGGCCGUGUGCUCCAGAAGGCGGGGUACGCGUUCGAAGGAAGGAGGAGAAGAGCGGUGGAAAAGGCAGGCGUGGUGAAAGAUGUAUUGAUCUAUUGCCGCUUUAGGGACGACAUCUAA